AUGGAUGAAAGGUUCAACAAGUGGCUGCUGACGCCCGUGCUCACUCUCCUCUUCGUGGUCAUCAUGUACCAGUACGUGUCCCCCUCCUGCACCAGCUCCUGCACCAACUUCGGGGAGCAGCCCCGCGCGGGGGAGGCCGGCCCGCCCGCCGUCCCGGGACCUGACCCGCUUCGUGGAUUUCAACAUCAAAGGCGCGACGUGAUCGUGUUCCUCCACAUCCAGAAGACCGGGGGCACCACUUUCGGCCGGCACCUGGUGAAGAACAUCCGGCUGGAGCAGCCUUGUAGCUGCAAAGCCGGCCAGAAGAAGUGCACCUGCCACCGGCCUGGCAAGGAGACGUGGCUUUUCUCCCGCUUCUCCACCGGCUGGAGCUGCGGGCUGCACGCCGACUGGACGGAGCUCACCAACUGCGUGCCGGCCAUCAUGGAGAAGAAGGACUGUCCCCGCAACCACAGCCACACCAGGUCCUGUGCUAAGUCCUUGAAAUGUGUUAUCGUACUCCUCAUAAAACAUUUUAAGGGAAGAAGGAGCCCUCCCCUGCCCUGCUCAUGCCUGACUAGCCACCUGCUGUAACAAAGGGACUCAGAAAAGUGCUGUACUUAUGGUUCCAGCUUUAUUUUCAAGGAUUCCACUCAGAACAGAUGGUUCUACAUCCUACAGUUGAGUGACAAAGAACUUUGGUCUGGGGCAUACCAGUGCCUUUCACAGAAGGUGCCUGCUUCUUCUUUGCCUUCCACCAUGGUUGUAA
Messenger RNA from Nomascus leucogenys (northern white-cheeked gibbon), 748 nucleotides. RefSeq names its product heparan-sulfate 6-O-sulfotransferase 3-like. The record is from RefSeq and is a predicted model, not a curated record. Gene Ontology annotation, cellular component: membrane. Gene Ontology annotation, molecular function: heparan sulfate 6-sulfotransferase activity. The coding region runs from base 1 to 573 and encodes 190 amino acids. Lineage: Eukaryota; Metazoa; Chordata; Mammalia; Primates; Hylobatidae. The transcript has 6 exons.